AAUAUGAAAAACAACACCCUGGUUUCACAAUUCAUCUUGGAGGGAUUUGAAGGAGACCUGGAGCUACAGCUAGGAUUGUCUCUUCUUUUUAUGCUGUUUUAUGCAACCACUUUAAUGGGCAAUAUUGGAAUGAUUGUUAUAAUCACUGUUGAUGUCCAACUUCACAAUCCUAUGUACUUCUUCCUGAAAAACUUAUCCCUUCUGGAUAUUUGUUAUUCCUCUGUCAUCACACCCAAAGCUAUGCUAACCUUUGCAACUGGGGAUAAGACCAUUUCUUACAAUAGGUGUGCCACACAGAUGUUCUUCUUCUCUCUUUUUGGAACCACUGAAUGUUUCUUCCUAGCUGCAAUGGCAUAUGACCGGUUUGUUGCCAUCUGCAACCCAUUGCUUUACAAUAGCAUCAUGUCCAAAAAGAAAUGUAUAUGCUUGGUGGCAGUUUCAUACUUCUUUGGCUUCCUCAACUGCUGUACCCAGACAGGUCUCACAUUCAGCUUGUCCUAUUGUGAUCCAGGGAAAAUCAACCAGUUCUUUUGUGAUGUCCCAGCUGUCAUGAAGGCCUCAUGCUCAGACACCUUUAUAAAUGAAAUUGUCUUAUUAGCAAUGUGUGGGUUUAUCAUAGUUAUAACAUUCACAAUUGUCCUAAUCUCCUAUGGCUAUAUUGUGGCAACUAUCUUGAGCAUACCAUCUAUUGAGGGCAGACACAAAGCCUUUUCCACUUGUACAUCUCAUAUCAUGGCUGUAAGUUUGUUUUUUGGGACAGCUUUCUUUAUGUAUGGGCAACCUGGGGCCAUCUCUUCUCCCAAUCAAGGCAAAGUAAUCUCUGUUUUCUAUACCAUUGUAAUCCCAAUGUUGAACCCAUUCAUCUAUAGUCUGAGGAACAAAGAAGUCAAAGCUGCACUGCGGAGGCAUCUUAAAAAAAUUGUUGUCUUUUACUAA
This is a messenger RNA of Anolis sagrei ordinatus, 936 nucleotides long. Its product is annotated as olfactory receptor 9S13-like. Gene Ontology annotation, cellular component: membrane. Gene Ontology annotation, biological process: G protein-coupled receptor signaling pathway; sensory perception of smell. The record is from RefSeq and is a predicted model, not a curated record. Gene Ontology annotation, molecular function: G protein-coupled receptor activity; odorant binding; olfactory receptor activity. NCBI's taxonomy places the organism in Eukaryota, Metazoa, Chordata, Lepidosauria, Squamata, Anolidae.